Protobothrops mucrosquamatus (brown spotted pit viper) is the source of this 774-nucleotide messenger RNA. It is a transcript of the gene CCDC172, whose product is annotated as coiled-coil domain containing 172. Gene Ontology annotation, cellular component: cytoplasm. NCBI's taxonomy places the organism in Eukaryota, Metazoa, Chordata, Lepidosauria, Squamata, Viperidae. Bases 1 to 774 code for a protein of 257 amino acids. The transcript has 8 exons. The record is from RefSeq and is a predicted model, not a curated record.
AUGAACCUAGACUCCUUGUUCCAGCAAAUCUUCCUCGUAGAACAGAAAGCUGAAGAAAAGAGGUGCCUGAUGCAUCAAGUAAAACAAGAGAUAAGCAAAAAUCAUGAAAAAGCUAAUCAAAUUACACAACAACUUGGUGAAGAAAAACAAAAACUGGAAAUUGAAGCUCAGUUGCUAUCUGAAAAGCUCUUUAGCUUGGAACUUUUCAAGAAACGGAAAGAGAGUUUAGAAAAACAAAAAGCUGAUCUUCUAAAUCAGAAGAAUAUUAAUCUUGAAGCAUAUAAAAAUCUAAAGACAAGAAUUGCUGAAGAAGAUGAAACAUUUUUGAAGGAAAUUAAAAUUUUUAAUAAUGAAUAUGGGUUAAUAUUAAAUCGGGAACUUGUAAUUAAAAAAAGAGUCCAGACUGAAAUAUGUGAACUAGAUGAGAAGGAAAGUCUUCUGAGAAAAGAAAUAGAAUCAAUGGAGCAUGAAACAAUUCAAUUAAAAAUAUUUCAUCUACAGAAGAAUGAAUUAAAGCAGGAUUUAUCUAUUCUCCAGAGGAAACUCAGAGAUUUUGAAAAAGAAAUAGCAGAAACUAAAUCUCUCACAAACUGCUUAGAAUUAGAAAAAAUCACGAUUUCUGAAAAACUUCAGACCGAUCCAGAAUAUAUAAGGCUUAAAAAGCAGUUGGAGAAUUAUAAAGCCGAUGAAACGGAAAAUGCCUGUGAGGCUCUUCAAAUGGAAAUUGAAUUUCUGCAGAUGGAAUUGUUACAAAAAAAGUCUUCAGCCAAAUAA